Messenger RNA from Phytomonas sp. Hart1, 883 nucleotides. The record is from the annotation of a GenBank genome assembly. NCBI's taxonomy places the organism in Eukaryota, Euglenozoa, Kinetoplastea, Trypanosomatida, Trypanosomatidae.
AUGUUCACCUCAUCCAAGUCCCAGCCGCUUUCCAUGUCCCUGCCGAGCCACCUUGGCGCGCCGGCCCCUCCCCCCCGCCGUGUGCGGCCCCUCACUCCUGCGGAGCAAUAUCAGCAGGCGGUGGUCACCGCGCGGGUUUUUUUAGAGGGCAGCCGAGGGCGCGUCGCGCGCGUGAUGGAGCGCUACGGGGCCGUCGCGAACAGCACCUAUUGGUUUUACGGCUACUUCGGCGCGAACAUGAUGGCGACGAUGGCGCUCUGCCUUAGCCUUGGCCGGCGGAUGCCGUUGGUGCGCUCGUACAGCGGAUGGAUCGCGAUGGCCGGGGGCUACUUCGGCGGGAAACUCUGCCUGGGGGUGCACACCUCGUACCUCCUCUCAGACGUGAUUAAGCAGCUGGAUCGUGAGAUUAAGGAGUCGAAGACGAUGGACGAACGGAUGGAGCAUUUAAUACCGGAUUACCUCGAAGAGGCUAAUCGUUUAACGAAGAUGAAGUUUGAGUUGAUGCCGACUCUGCCCGAAGCGAUCGCCGCGCAUGCGGACACCCAUGAGCAAACUCUCGACGAAAGAGCAGACGCCCUUGUAAACGCGUUUUUGAAGAGGAAAGAGGCACUCGACAAAAAAUCCUAGUUCACAUUCAAAGCGUUAGUUCGUUUCUAAAAAAAAAACUGAUGUUUUUUCAUAGGAAAAAGGUGAGGACCUUAUCGUGAUGUGGUAUGUCAGGCGUUGCUUUUUAUGUGUGUUGUGAACUGAGAGAGACCUACAGAGACUGAAAUUUCAUUUAUGAUAGCAAUAUAUCGAACCCCAACUAAACUAAAUCGAUUUUCUGCUAUUCAUAUUAAUACUUGCGACAUCCAUGAAGUUACGUUUCCAAACUUCAAAAAAA